AUUUGUACACGCUGCGUCGCUUUCCGCAUAGUUAUUCCUCACAAUGGCCACCUCCACGGAAGCGCAGAAGCAAGUCAAGAUCCGGUUGUCAGCCAAGGACGAGUCGAUUGCGCUACCCCAAGAAGUCGGCGAGCUGGUGAUCAGCACUGAGGUGAAGCGUUACCAGCUAUCACUGCUGGUCAAUAACCUGCUCGGAACUGCACAACCAACGCCUUUCGAGUUCCUGAUCAAUGGACAAUACCUGAGGACCAGCCUGGACGAGUUUCUGACCGAGAAUGGAAUCAGUGCAGAAACGACGCUCAGUAUCGAGUAUGUGAAGGCAUUGAGUCCUCCGCAGUAUGUUGCCAGUUACGAGCACGACGACUGGGUCUCAUCAGUAGACAUACUCUCGGAAUCUUCCGCUGCGGCAAAUUGGGCGAAUGUGACUGGAAGUCUACCGACAAGCGUAGCAUCUGGCUCCUUCGACGGAGCGCUUCGAGUGUGGAAUGAAUCACAAGAAAUACUCGCCACCGGCACAGGCUGGCAUCGUGGCUCAAUUCAUGCAACCAAGUGGCUUUCACCAACACAGAUUGCCACUGCUGGCACUGAUCGCUCAGUCCGUCUGUGGGACUAUGCGCUAUCCGGGACAGCAGCGGGAAGCGCAAAACUGUCGCCCAAGCUGGAGCUACUCGGUCACAAGGGAGCAAUCGACUCGAUAGCUGUGCACGCGCCGUCGUCGAGAAUUCUCACCGCAUCCUCAGACAACAGAAUCGGGGUUUGGAGUUCGAAGAAAUCCGAAGGUCCAGCUUAUGAAGCUCCAGCCCCUUCUUCAACAGCGAACAAGCGCCGCAAGAUCUCCGGGCCUGCCAUCUCCACUCCCCAACGAGGCGCUCUUUCCUACCUCGAAGGACACACUCAGCAUGUCAAAGACGUCGUAUUUGACACCCGCGAUCCGACAGUCGGAUAUUCCGCUUCGAUAGACCACAGCGUAAAAACCUGGGACUUGGCAACUGCAACCUGUGUUUCUACCCGCUCAACCAACCAGUCUCUCCUCUCCAUCUGUCACCUGCCAGAACACACGGGCAUUUUAGCCGGAGGCGCACUGAACAGGAUAGAUCUCAUCGACUUGCGGGCCAGCGCGAGUAAAGUCGCAGUACUCUCCUGUCGAGGCCACAAGAACUGGAUCAGAAGUAUCUCUCGUGAUCCGGAGAGUUCAUAUCGCUUCGUGUCAGGAAGUGAUGAUAGCACGUGUCGCAUUUGGGAUAUACGAUCGACGAGCCAAGAAGCUGCGGGUGGUACGGUCGCGAAACCCGUCUAUACGAUUGAUCGAGAAUCGCAAACGGGCAAGAAGGUGGAGCAAGGCAGUGAGAGCAGCGUAUAUGCGGUGGAGUGGAGUAAGGAAAUCGGAAUUGUGGCUGGAGGUAUGGAUAAGAUGUUGCAGAUCAACAGAGCUCCUUCGUAGGGGGCUUCAAUCACGACAAAGGAGUCUUGCGAAUUGGCGACGUGACCAGCAGUAUUAUGUUGGGCUUCUUUUAGGCAUAACUUACAGACGCGCGUGGUUGCGUACCUAGGCUUGCUGACAACGGGAGGUUAAGAUUCUCAAGACUGCUUCGCCAGUGGAGGCCAUAC
Sphaerulina musiva SO2202 is the source of this 1608-nucleotide messenger RNA. Its product is annotated as microtubule associated protein. The transcript has 2 exons. Gene Ontology annotation, molecular function: protein binding. Bases 44 to 1441 code for a protein of 465 amino acids. Gene Ontology annotation, biological process: ribosome biogenesis. The record is from RefSeq and is a predicted model, not a curated record. Gene Ontology annotation, cellular component: preribosome, large subunit precursor. NCBI's taxonomy places the organism in Eukaryota, Fungi, Ascomycota, Dothideomycetes, Mycosphaerellales, Mycosphaerellaceae.